Messenger RNA from Helianthus annuus (common sunflower), 812 nucleotides. Its product is annotated as putative glucose-6-phosphate 1-epimerase. The record is from RefSeq and is a predicted model, not a curated record. Gene Ontology annotation, biological process: carbohydrate metabolic process. Gene Ontology annotation, molecular function: carbohydrate binding; isomerase activity. The transcript is spliced from 5 exons. NCBI's taxonomy places the organism in Eukaryota, Viridiplantae, Streptophyta, Magnoliopsida, Asterales, Asteraceae. Bases 91 to 531 code for a protein of 146 amino acids.
UCUUCAAUCCCAUACCUAAUUUCAUCCCCCUUUUCAUCACCAACACCACCCCCAACUUCAAUAUCUGUUGCAGAUUGAAAAUCAAACAACAUGGUCAAGAAAUCAACCAACAUUGAAAAUCCCCAAACCAAAGAAGAUCUGCAUACAUGGCCAUAUAGAUUUGAGUUGCGGCUUCGUGUUUUUGUUGGUGCCGACAAGCUCACGAUGAUCCCUCGUGUGAGAAACGUUGACAACAAGGCGUUUUCAUUUACUAUUGCACUGCGUAAUUAUUUGUCUGUAUCAGAUGUCAGUGAAGUAAGUGUUGAGGGCUUGGAGACACUUGACUAUUUUGACAAUUUGUUAAAAAGAGAAAGGUACACAGAGCAAGCAGAUGCCAUUACCUUUGACGGUGAGAUUGAUCGAGUGUACUUGAGCACACCUAAGAUUGCUGUAAUUGACCACGAGAGAAAGCGAACUAUUGUGCUACGUAAAGAAGGCAUGGUAGAUGCAGAGAUUGAAGUUGGGGUGUUGUCGGUGAUGAAUAGGGGAUGAAAUUAGGUUUGGGGAUUGAAGAUGAAGACGACAGGGGGAUAUAAAAGAGACAGAGAAAUAUUUUUUUAUUUUUUAAUUAUAAGGGUAUUUUAGUCAUUUAACAACACUUAACCAAAAAAUUCUAACAGAGUUAGAAAUUUUGACUCAAAUGGUUAAAGAAAAUGCUUAUGGGGACUCAGGUCGUUAAACUUUUUGCUUUUGGACUCAAGUAGUUAAACCACAUAAAACACAGGGACUCAAAAAGUAAUUUACCCAUCUUUUUAUAAUAUAGUUAGAUACUA